AUUUUUUUUUCGUUCAUCCUAAAAGUUUAAGUGGACGAGACGAGCGGCGGCCCACUCGACCCCUAAUCGAAAUUCAGAAGUGUAUUGUUUUGGCCGAGAACAGUUUGUCAGGGAACUUCAUUUCAUUUACGCUCCGAAGCGGCAAAAGUAGGAUUUCCAAAAACGAAUAAAAUCUAAAUUCAAAUUCAAAUCCAAAUAGAAAUAGAAAUAUAAGAGCCAUAAGCUGAAGUUAACGAGACGAGACAACAAUUCGAUUCAGCGGUUUUUGUUUUUUUUUGCCAGUGUGUGUUUGUGCUACGCUGUGAGUGUGCAUUACGUGCAUUAGUGUAUGUGUCCAGUGCUCCUGUUGUUCUUGUUGCUGUUGUUAUAGUUUAUUGUUGUUCUUGCUGUUCUUGUUGUUGUUGCUGCUCGCAAGGCACAAAAACAUAGAAACACACAGACAAUCACACAACACGCAGAUCGUUCACACAAUUGCGAAUAUUUAGAAAAGCAAAGCAUAUAUGUGACAACAAAACGCCAGGGAAAAACUGAAAAUCCGAGCAAAGGAGACAAACCAAAAAAGCCAAUUGAGAAAUUAAAGCAGCUGAAGCAACAGCAACAUGGACCUAAUCAAUAAGUUCAGCAAUGCAUUCUGGAGUACGCAAAUCUGGCUGCCCCCGAACACAACCUGGGCGGACAUUGCGCCCGGCUCGCGACCAGAUGUGGUGCACGCCAACUACAAGGACCUCAUUUGGCCCAUUCCAUUUGCCGCUGUCGUCAUGCUGGUCCGCUACACGCUGGAGCGUUUCUGGAUAUCGCCCGUAGGCAAAUCACUGGGCAUACGUAGUUCUAGACCUAAGAAAGCGGCAAAUGUUCCUAUUUUGGAAAAGGCCUAUGCCAAGUCGACACGAUUGGACAAGAAAUGUCUGGGUCCGCUGUCCAAGCAGACGGAUAUGAGCGAGCGCCAAAUCGAGCGCUGGUGGCGUCUACGAAGGGCCCAGGAUAAACCGUCGACACUUGUCAAGUUCUGCGAGAACACCUGGCGCUGCAUCUACUAUCUGUACAGCUUCAUCUUUGGCGUGAUCGUGCUGUGGGACAAGCCGUGGUUCUGGGAUGUGAAGAGCUGCUGGUACGGCUACCCGCAUCAGUCGAUCAGCAAUGAUAUCUGGUGGUACUACAUGAUUUCGAUGUCCUUCUACUGGUCCCUCACUGGCACCCAGUUCUUCGAUGUGAAACGCAAGGACUUCUGGCAGAUGUUCAUCCAUCACAUGGUCACCCUGCUGCUGAUGUCGCUCAGCUGGGUGUGCAAUCUGCAUCGCGUCGGUUCGCUUGUCCUGGUCGUUCACGAUUGUGCCGACAUCUUUUUGGAGGCUGCCAAACUCACCAAAUAUGCCAACUAUCAGAAGCUGUGCGAUGCGAUCUUUGCCAUCUUCACAGUGGUCUGGAUUGUGACGCGUCUGGGCUUCUAUCCACGCAUCAUUUACAGCUCAUCUGUGGAAGCACCGCGCAUUCUGCCCAUGUUCCCAGCCUACUACAUCUUCAACUCAUUGCUUCUGAUGCUGCUCGUUCUACACGUGAUCUGGACAUACAUGAUCCUCAAGAUCGUUGUUGACUCUCUGCAGAAGGGUCUGAUGUCCGGUGACAUACGUUCCAGUGAUAGUGAGGAUCUCACAGACAGUUCGGAGAAUGCACGUCUGGCCAAUGGCUCGGCGCGCUCCAAGAACAAGUCGAACAGCGGUGCGUCUUUGGCUGCAGGAUCUGCCGGAGAAGCAGGAGCUGGCGCUGUCACCCAGCGCAAGACCAACAAUGCCAACAACCACACGACCGAGGCGGCAGGAGGAGCUGCGACAACGGCAGCCAAGUAGGAUGGGAUGCGGGUGACUGGGGGCAAAUGGAGCGAGGAGGAGCCGGUGGCCACCGGCAUCUGAGACACCAGUACCACUAGUAGUGGGCACACUUCCCGACGGGCAGGCGCAACAACAACAGCAAACAAACAAAAUCCACAUACACCCCAAAAACACACCACACACACACACGCAAACACACGCAUGUACGCACACACAAACAAACACACACACGCAUACAAAAAAACCAAACCAGUUCAGAACGUUUUUAUGUUAAUUAUUAUUUUUUAUAUAUAAAUCGUUUUUAAGGUUAACAAAAAAGAAACAAAACGAAAACCAAAAGAAAUUUCAAUAAAUGCGAGAAAAUUGAUGUGUAA
Drosophila yakuba is the source of this 2200-nucleotide messenger RNA. Its product is annotated as ceramide synthase 6. Gene Ontology annotation, molecular function: sphingosine N-acyltransferase activity; DNA binding. NCBI's taxonomy places the organism in Eukaryota, Metazoa, Arthropoda, Insecta, Diptera, Drosophilidae. Gene Ontology annotation, cellular component: membrane. The record is from RefSeq and is a predicted model, not a curated record. Gene Ontology annotation, biological process: ceramide biosynthetic process. The coding region runs from base 600 to 1844 and encodes 414 amino acids. The transcript has 6 exons.